UCCUCAACCAAACACUCAACUGAUAAUUGUGUGAUAAAACUGGAAGUCAGCCUGUGGACGAAGGGGCACUCUAUUCAGAAAAAGCACACGAACCCUGCGGCCCUAAUCGUGACAGACAAACUCGGUCGUCUUUGCAGUGAAACAGGCUUACUAGGUGAAGAGGACGGCGAAAAAAAUCCUACUUUUAAACCCAACCAAAGGCUGCUUUUUAUUUUGCUCUGGCUGUCGAAAGGCGGGGAAUACAAAGCGACGUGUGGUCAAAUCCAGUAAAUUUUGGACUCUUUCAAGCAAAAACGGGAUUACUACAAAGUGUUGUCGGGCUGCAGUGUCUAUUCAGCGAUAGUACAUGGAUUAUCUGUGUUUCCGGGCACUGUGCUGUAAAGGACCUCCACCACCAAGACCAGAGUAUGAUGUGGUGUGCAUUGGCCUGACAGGUGCUGGAAAAACCAGCCUGCUCUCACGCCUCUGUAGUGAGGGCAGUGACGGCAUCGUACCUACAACAGGUUUCAGCAUCAAAGCAGUGCCAUUUCCAAAUGCCAUCUUGAAUGUAAAAGAACUUGGAGGAGCAGACAACAUAAAGAAAUACUGGAGUCGUUACUACCAGGGUUCGCAGGGAGUGGUCUUUGUGUUGGACAGUGCCUCUUCAGAUGAGGACCUUGAGGCUGCACGCAACGAGCUCCACUCGGCCCUGCAGCACCCACAGCUUUGCACACUGCCUUUCCUCAUCCUCGCCAACCACCAGGACAAGCCUGCCGCGAGGACACCAAACCAGAUCAAGAAAUACUUUGAGCUGGAGCCACUGGCCCGAGGGAAGCGCUGGAUCCUGGAGGGGAGCUCCACUGACAACAUGGAGACAGUGAAGGAGAUUUUUGGUCAGUUCAUUAGCCUUUUGGAGGACAAAGACACAGAGCCUGCAAGGAUAUGAUGCUAAUGCUGCUAAUGCUAAGAGACAUUAGCAGCUGAUGACCAAGAAAAACACCACAUGCUGCUGGUGCCCAUGUACACACACAUGCACAGACACACACAUGUACACUAAAGAAAAUAGAGCAGAAGUUGGCCUCUCUCUGAGAAGUGUAUUGUAUGUUAUCCACCUUUCACUGGGUUCUCAUGUUUUCAAAUUGAGAUUGUGCACAAGCAGUAAGCUAUUACAGAGGGACCGAGGAGAGCUGCCAUCAAAACAGCCGAUGUAAAGCAGUUUAUACAGGAAAAUCAUUGAACUCUGCCAGAAAUGGAAAUCUUGUUUACUACUGUCUGCGCCUUUGGGAUUAAAGCAGCGGCAUGUGGGACAUAUGGCAUUCCUGCAGUCAUCAUGAACACAAACACACACACUCUCACUCUUACACACGCACACACUGUCACACACAAAGUGAGCACAGGUUUUCUGUAGAUACGUUUAACAUCUUCAGUAAUGACUUUACAGGAUGUGUGGGUGGGCACUAUUGAUGUUGUCACUGAGGAGUACUGUAUGGCUGUCAGUGUGCUUCUCCUUUUGAACAGCUAACAACGAAUGUUGUGUGAUUGGAGUGCAUAGUCCAAAGCAUUGUGUUAUGUACGGUAGUUACAUAUCUAAUCCGAAGUCUAGUGUAGUCUGAGUAUCUCAUGGAGUAUUAUGUACAUGCAAACAGUAUAUUGCUGUGUACCCUCCUGUGCAGCCAUACACAAGUACUAAUAAUCAUGUGACUAAGUGCUUUAAGUACUUUACUGAGAGGUGAAGUGAGAGCAAGUCUGAAUGCUUUUAUAAAUGUGCAACUUAGGAUAUAUUUUAUAGCUCUGUAUGUUAACCUCUUAGAGCUAUGUUCAGAUUUUUAUAUAUUGCACCACACUUAUGAAUUCUUUUAAAUCAAAGACCAAAAAAGAAAAAAAAAACAACAGCAGUGAUGAUUGACUGGGCUCGUUGAAGUAGAAAAAUGUGAUGGAUUUAGUUUUCUGUCAAUGUUAAACAAAUGUUAUGUUUGUUUUUUUACUUCCAUAUUUUUAUUGUUUUUCUUUUUUUCCUUUUAAAACUGACAUAAUCCCCGUCUGCCCUGGAGAGCUGCUUCAGUCCCCCAUCGGGGUGGAAUACAAACUAUCAAUCAGCCGCAGCAACAGCUGCAUCUGACAAGUCCCUGUCCGACACCCUAAUGCCUUCCAACUGUCUGUGAAGACCCCUCCCUGUCUGCCGAUCAUCAUGGACCCCCGCCCCACCUCAUCCCAACCCAGUACACCCUGCCACUGCAGCUCCGCUCCCCAUCCCAAUUACCACUCCGUAGGGUUAUCAUCCUACGUGUCAUCUUUCAGCCGGCUGUCCUCAUGUGGACUUCACAUCUCUAAAAUGAGUCGUAUUGUGCCACAAGUUUCCCCAAGACGUGCUUGAGUCACGAAUAAUCAUCACACUGGCUCCCGUUGUGUUUUGUAUUUUUAUGUUGUUUUCGUUUUGUCAAGUUUUGAAUCACUUUUUGUACCUGACUGAGAUCUGUCGGGUAGCUUUUGGAGUAGGGAUCUGUGCUGCAUACAGUCACCUGAAUGCAAAAUCAGUGUGGACGAGGGAUUAAACAAAUGUUGGACUUUGCAUAUCAUCAGCUCUCACUUUCACAACAGUCUCUUUUAUUUUGUUGUUGUUUUUGUAAUUUGUCUGUUUUUUCCAAUCAAGCUUUUUGUCUUAUAUGGUUAUUAAAGUUUUAAAAAAUGUCAAA
Cheilinus undulatus (humphead wrasse) is the source of this 2672-nucleotide messenger RNA. Its product is annotated as ADP-ribosylation factor-like protein 15. The record is from RefSeq and is a predicted model, not a curated record. Gene Ontology annotation, molecular function: GTPase activity; GTP binding. Lineage: Eukaryota; Metazoa; Chordata; Actinopteri; Labriformes; Labridae. The transcript is spliced from 5 exons. Bases 347 to 925 code for a protein of 192 amino acids.